Molecule: messenger RNA, 1592 nt
Organism: Saccostrea cuccullata (small rock oyster)
Lineage: Eukaryota; Metazoa; Mollusca; Bivalvia; Ostreida; Ostreidae
Product: nuclear transcription factor Y subunit nfya-1-like
Exons: 7
Coding region: 292-1554 (420 amino acids)
Biological process (GO): regulation of transcription by RNA polymerase II
Cellular component (GO): CCAAT-binding factor complex
Molecular function (GO): DNA-binding transcription factor activity, RNA polymerase II-specific
Source: RefSeq, a predicted model, not a curated record
UCUAAGCUUAUUUUCAAUGAUGCUUUGUACAUAACAGACAUGCAACUUUGCAUCGUUAAUAUUUGGACAAUAUUAAGUGUUUUGUGAAAUAUGUGAAUGCAUAUACGAAUUGUGACAAAUUAAAUAAACAAUAGACAUAGUGAGGAGACAUUAUUUUAUGCUUCUCUUGGAAUUAAUCUUAGAAAUUGGGAUCUUACAGAGCACGCACUACCGACAGAAGUAGACUCUGCAAGGAGAAGAACGUUGUUUCGUCAAAUUUUGCCGCCAAAUCAACUUUUUUGCUCAUCAAACAUGCAUGUUCCGGGCCACUUUGGCCCAAUGCCACCUCAGCUUUACCUUGCACAACAGCAACAGCACCAUCAGCACAUCGACAUGAGGAACUACCAGGGGCGGUGCCACCCCGCCUCGUUCCUCCACCCCAUGGACGACCCCAAGAUCUCCCAUUAUGAAGACCCUCACAGACUGAGACUGCCGGUCAAUUCAUCUUCUCACAACAAUUGCAUAUUAAGGCAACCGGAAAGUCCCGUGUCACACAGAAACAGCCAAUCCUCCUCCUGUCCAGUCUCUCCAAACUCUAGUUGUGGCAGCCCAAGGUCAACACAUUUUCCAGAAAUGGUAUCGUCACCACAACAAUAUGACAACGUCUCUCAUCUGCAAAGUCCAAAUUCCACAUUUCAUUCAAAUCAGCAUGGAUUCCCCCAUCCUGCAUUCCCGCGCAGUCAUAUCCAUUACAACGACAACGGUCUUAACAAUGGUGAAAAUGUCCGGGCUCGAAAUACUGUGAAUCGGAUUGACUCUCCAAACAAUGGUAAUGUCAUAGCAUCUCCAAGUAAGCCUUACUACCAGUCCUCUCCCUCGCCCAACCAGGCUUAUAGCGGGAUACCCCAGUCCCCGUACCUCCAGAAUGGGGUACCGAUGGUGAAUCCAUACUCCAGGGCCUCUCCGAUGUAUGCCUCUCACCCAUCUUCACCCACAGUUGCAGGCAGACAAACUUUCAGUUUCCCGACACAGUCAUGUGCUAUUUCUCAACAAAACGCCAACAUCCAACAUUCGCCAGCCAUUCAUUGUCCAGAUAGGAUGCCAGAAUCUAUGGACCCCGGCAGCCCCGCGAUUCUCCCCCAUUCAGACCCACAUCAGUACCCCGAGGGAUAUCCCACACCCCAGCAUCCACAAAUCAUGGUUCUGAAUGGAGAGAAUUUGCACCCCAUGCAGUGUCCAUUCCCAGUAACUGACAUACAGGAGGAUGAACCACUGUACGUUAAUGCCAAACAGUACCACAGGAUUCUGAAACGGCGACAAGCAAGGGCAAAACUACAGGCCCAGGGCAAAAUUCCGAAAGAGAGAAAGAAAUAUCUUCACGAGUCCCGCCACAGGCACGCGAUGAACCGCUUCCGUGGCGAAGGUGGUCGCUUUUUCUCAGCCAGUUCCAAAGAAAUCAAAAAAGAAUUGGAAGAUCCUAUCAAAAAAGAACCAGAGGAUUUUGACGAGUCCAGUGUAAAAGAUUCGGUUUACCUGGAUUUCAAUGAUGUACACAAGAAAAGUCUAGAGAUGUGAAACGAAACGUCUCAAGCUACUUUACUUUCUUGAAUACU